Molecule: messenger RNA, 2412 nt
Organism: Aspergillus steynii IBT 23096
Lineage: Eukaryota; Fungi; Ascomycota; Eurotiomycetes; Eurotiales; Aspergillaceae
Product: ankyrin repeat protein
Exons: 7
Coding region: 1-2412 (803 amino acids)
Biological process (GO): transmembrane transport; metal ion transport
Cellular component (GO): membrane
Molecular function (GO): protein binding; metal ion transmembrane transporter activity
Source: RefSeq, a predicted model, not a curated record
AUGAAGGAGAUCGACUCCGUUUCAUUGGCGCUCGAGGCUCCCAUCAGUCGGUUAAUGCAAGCGGCGCAACGGGGGGACAUCCACCAGGCCGAAUCGCUCCUCCACGUUGUGUCGGCCGACGUCAGAGACCACACGGGCCGGACCGCGCUUUCGUGGGUUGCGUCGCGCGCUCAAGCCCAUUCUCCCACCAUUCGGGACCGCGCCGAACAGCUCAUGCAGUUUCUCUUGGAUAAAGGCGCGGACCCAACCCUCGCCGACCUGCAUGGCGAGACGCCCUUGCAUUGGGCGGCCAAGGCCGGUGACCACCAGAUGGUGGAUGCGUUCUUGCAAAAAGACCUCAUUCCUCCCGAUUUGGUGGAUAAUCGAGGUCGCACGCCCUUGUCGCACGCCGCUGGAGAAGGCCAUCAUCGGGUGGUGGAACUGUUGUUGGCAACGGACAGAGUUGAUCCCGACCGCAAGGACGCGCGCGGGAGAACGGCACUAUCGUGGGCAGCCGAACACUGGCACUUUAAGACGGUGACUGUGCUGAUUGAAAACGAUUCCAACGUCGACCUUCACGAUGAUGAGGGUCAGACCCCUCUAGGCUGGUUUAUAACCAGCACGUCGAAAAAACAUGGCGUGGACCCGAAUCCACGCAUGGCACAAGUGGAUUUCCAACGGUGGUUCAAGGCCUUGGGUCCGACAAAUGGCACAGAACCUAUGACCAGGACUCGCCGGACUUUUCUUUCCUGGGCCUGCGAGCGAGGCGAUAGUCAACUGGUAGAGCGUCUGCUGCAGACUACCUGGGCGGACCCUAACUCCAUUGACCGGUACAGAAAGACCCCGUUGAUCUAUACCAUCGAACAGAGUCACUACGAGAUUGUCGAUUUGUUGAUAGCAGGAACGGAGAGGAGCCAGAAACGGGAUAUUGUGUCGUUGCGAAUUAUGAUCCAGGAAGGCCGUGCUCGCUUGUUGAAGCCAUUCCUGGAGCGAUAUAAGCCCAGCUUGGAGACCGAAGAUGACUAUAGCUCGGUGCCCUUGAUGCGCAUUGCACUGCAGCAAAGCGACCGAGUCACAGUCACAGUACUCCUGGAACAUAAAGCCAGUAUUCAGGAUUUGGAAAACGGGGACUGGUUCGGGCCCUGCAGUGCACAUAGGCCAAACACCGAUCUCUUGAGGUCCCAAUUCGAUUUCUCGGCCAAAUCAAACAACUUGGGCGCCAGAAAUGGCGCCACCUCUGUUCCAGUGAUGAAAAUGGCCAUUCCGGACGACGACCGUCCUGUAUUAACGGCAUUGCUAAACCAUCGCGCCCGAAUCAUGGACCUCCAGGAGGACGAGGAUGACUUUGCACAGUAUAAUAAAGGCACUGAGCCCAGUAUAGCUGUGAAGAUUGUGGCUCUGCGUGACGGACGCAGAAAGGCACACUGGAUCUUGGGUGAUGAUUUGGAUGAGGAGGUCAGGAACAUACCGAAAACAACAGAAGAGACGCAUCUUAUCCUCUUCCGAGAAAAUUAUGUAUGGAGAACGCACUAUCAAAACGGCCAUCAACCCAACGAGUUGCGGUUCUCGUUAGGAAAUAGAAGUCCAUGUAGGACAUUCACUCUUUCCAUCCAAAUGAAUCUCAAGAUGGCGAACGAGCAUACAAACAAGCACGAUGAUCAAAAUUCCGACGGCAAUGAGGAAUAUAGCACACGACUAAUCCAAUGGUCAGUUUUGGAAGCACCGACGAAAUCAAUACACUAUUUCAGCAAUCUCCCAUACGGCUAUAUCCCGCAAAAUGAUAUGGAUCUGGUGCAACUUUUCCUGCAUACAUGGCGUAAAGAUUGGAUGACCUAUUGCCAGGACGCGCGGCGUCAUCUGGCACAGCUUCGCUCUCAUCAAUUGACAGCAAGGGGCAAGGACGAGUUGCUAAUUGACACCGUAGCUGAAAACAUGCUCCGAUGGACUCGUAUCCAAGGCACAUUGGCUGAACAACUCAACCAGGCCCGCGAGUUUGUAUCGCAAUAUCAACGGUUUAGCGAAACCCGCCAGUUUAGCGAGCAAAUAAAUCGGACAAUCGAUUCGCUAGAGCGCGAGGUCUCAAAUCAGAUUGACAAGCUCGAGCAGACCUUUCGUGACCUUCUCCAAAUCGAAUUUGCCUGGACAUCGAUCAACGAAGCGCACCGGUCAACGAGCCUCGCAACUAGUAUGAAGAGGCUGAGUUGGAUAACGUUUAUCUUCCUUCCGUUGACUUUCGCCUCGAGUCUAUUUGGCAUGAAUGUGGACAUUCUAGCCGACAAUCCGUCGUGGCGCUGGUAUCCUCUUGUCGGGGGGACUCUUUUGCUGCUGACAGUAGCUACCUGGCUUGUCUCUAAGUUCACCCACAUGGACCGAUGGGUGGAAUCGAAGGCUCAAAGGCUCAAAGAAAAGUCGGACUUGGUGCCACAACGAUAA